Messenger RNA from Anopheles funestus (African malaria mosquito), 4238 nucleotides. RefSeq lists its product as uncharacterized. Bases 193 to 4095 code for a protein of 1300 amino acids. Gene Ontology annotation, biological process: DNA integration. The record is from RefSeq and is a predicted model, not a curated record. Lineage: Eukaryota; Metazoa; Arthropoda; Insecta; Diptera; Culicidae. Gene Ontology annotation, molecular function: nucleic acid binding. The transcript is spliced from 2 exons.
GAUGCAAGUUGUAGUGUCGUAAGUGUAGGUUAGCGUAUAAGCGUAUAGUGUAAGCGUUAGAUGUAAGUAUAUGUAUGUAUGUAUUAGACUAAGAAUAAAGAGUCAGUCGAUAAAUAGCACUCGAACGAGCAACACCUAACUCCAUAAUAGUUGGCGACGAGGAAAAAGCAAACGAAAAGUCAAAUAUUAGUCAUGUCGUUAAUCGGAGAAAUUGAACCAUUUGUCAUGGGCGAAAGCAUCAGGGAGUACUUGGAACGUAUUGAUAUUUUUUUCCAAGUUAACGAGGUGGAAGAUUCAAAGAAAACAGUGAUGUUGUUAACGUUGGGAGGAGCAUCGCUGUAUAGCCUCAUAUCAAAGAUGGUGUUGCCUGAACAGCCAAAGACGCUAAACUACGAGAAGCUGUGCAUUAAGCUGCAAGAGCAAUUGGAACAGAAAGUCAACGUAGUGGCGGAACGGUUCAACUUUAGAAACUGUCUACAAAAAGAUAGUUCUGUUGCGGAGUACAUCGUGGAACUGAAAUCGCUCGCACAAUCGUGUAAAUUCACGUGCUGUCUAAAGGAAAGCUUGCGAGAUCAAUUAGUAGUUGGUGUCCGAGAUGAAGGACUAAGGAAACGUCUUCUUCGAGAGUCCGAGUUAACAUUCGAGAGUGCAGAAAAUAUCGCCAGAACAUGGGAAGCUGCGGAUGAACAAAACGAAACAUUUACAUCGAAAGAGAAACCGAGGGAAAUGGCGGUGAUUAAGUGUGCGCCAAAACGAAGCGUCGGUCCAAAAGUGCACUACCACCGUGGGAACAGUACACCUUUACAUCAACAGAGCUACACGCAUAAGCAGGAGAGCAAGCAGCAGCAGCAGCAGCAGCAGCAGCAGCAGCAGCAGCAGCAGCAGUGUUACAGAUGUGGAAGAUCGCAUAAUCCACAGACAUGUCCUGCGCGUAUGUGGCAGUGUUUCAACUGUAAGAAGUAUGGUCAUGUGUCGUCGUGUUGCCGAAGUACGAACGUGCAUAGUUUGCGAGCGGAACCGAAGGAUGUGUCGCUAACACGCAUAUUAGAAGAGAAUACGAUCAGUAAUCCAGAAGUGUGCGUUUUAAAUAUCAACGGUGUAGACAUUGCGUUUGAGAUAGACUGUGGUGCGUGUAAUACGGUAAUACCGGAGAGUGUGUAUCGGAAAGAGUUUGCUAAUGUCGAAUUAGAACAAACACAUUUGCGUUUUAUUACGGCAUCGGGUCAACGUCUGACACCGUUAGGAAAAAUAUGCGUAAACGUAGCGAUAAAAAGUAAGACGGUCCGUCUAGAAGUCAACGUAAUUAAAACAGAAAAUAACGGUAAUCCUUUACUAGGUCGUGAUGCGUUGGAUAUAUUAUUUCCGGAUUGGCGAAAAGGUUUUAAAUUAAAUCAAAUCGAAGCGGACAAAUGGCUUGGAGACAUGAAAAAAAUGUUUCCGAAUCUAACAAACGGAAAUAACAAGGAAACGAUAGAAGGGUUUGAAGCCAGUUUAGUGUUAAAACCUAAUUUUACCCCAAUUUUCCAUAAAGCGUAUUCAGUGCCGUUCGCAUUAAUAGAAAAAGUUGAAGCCAACCUAGAUAAAUUAGUGAAUGACGGUAUACUAGUACCAAUACGUACAUCAGCGUGGGCGAGCCCUAUAGUGGUUGUAGGAAAAAGUGAUGGCUCAGUACGUAUCUGUUUGGAUGGAAAAGCUACGAUAAAUAAAUAUCUUACGGUAGAACAUUACCCAUUACCGAGGAUUGAUGAUAUUUUGGCGAAAAUUGCAAAUUGGACAGUUUUUUGCAAAAUAGACCUAACAGGAGCGUACUUGCAAGUAAAGUUAUCAGAAAAUUCGCAAAAUAUUUGUACUAUAAAUACGCAUAAAGGGCUAUACAAGUACACUAGAAUGCCAUUUGGAGUACAGUCUGCGCCUGCAAUAUUUCAAACAAUAGUAGAUCAAAUAUUGUUAAAGACUAAAGGCAUUGCGUAUAUGGACGACAUACUCGUUGGCGGAGAAAAUGAAAAACAAUGCAUGGAGAAUGUAUGCGAAGUUUUAAAAAGGCUGGAAUUGCAUAAAGUAAAGAUAAACGAAAAGAAGUCGGAAUUUUUUAAAACAGAAAUAGAGUACCUAGGCUACAAAAUAUCAAAGAACGGAAUAACACCAAAUGAGUCAAAAGUAAAAGCGAUUAUUGAAGCACCGGUACCAUCAGAUGUGAUGCAAUUACAAGCGUAUCUAGGCAUGAUAAAUUAUUACAGCAGGUUUUUGCCAAAUCUAGCAACAAUAUUGAGUCCGAUGUAUGAACUUCUACGCAAAGACAAAAAAUAUGUAUGGUCAAAGGAAUGUCAGGAAUCAUUCGAAAAAGCGAAAUCAAUGUUAGUAGAUAACAACGUUUUAGUACCAUUUGAUCCUAAAAAACCUGUUAUUUUAGCAGUAGAUGCAAGUCCUUACGGUUUAGGUGCAGUUUUGUCUCAUGAAAUUGGAGGGGUAGAAAAACCUAUAUAUUUUGCUUCAACAACUCUUUCUCAAGCACAGAGAAAUUACGCACAGGUUCAUAAGGAAGCAUUAGCCGUUGUUUUCGGUGUCCAAAAGUUUCAUAAAUACAUUUACGGAAUCAAAUUCAAACUGGUAACAGAUAACUCAGGCGUCAAAGAAAUAUUCAAACCGUCAAGAACAACUUCGUCUAUAGCAGUAGCUAGGCUGAGCCGAUGGGCAUUGUUAUUAGCCAAUUAUGAAUAUGUGAUAGAGCAUAGGCCAGGGAAAUGUAUGGGUCACGUGGAUGGGUUAAGUAGAUUACCUUUGGCAGAAAUUUUAGAGAUAGAUGAGGAGUUCACACAAUUAAAUGCGAUUUCGUCUUCCUCAAUUAUCGAUAUUGAGUUGGUCAAACAAUUCCAAAAGUCAGAUAGUAUUUUGCAAAAAGUCUACAAAAAUGUUAAGUAUGGAUGGUCGAACAAUGUGAAAUGGGAGUUGAAAGAUUAUGCUAAAGUUAGUAACAGUUUAGCAAUAGAAGAUGGAGUAUUAUUUUUUAACGAUCGAGUAGUAAUACCAGAUAAGCUGAAAGAUAAAAUAGUCAGUCUAUUCCAUGAAAACCAUGAUGGUUUGGUAAGAAUGAAAAUGUCAGCUAGGAAACUCGUGUGGUGGAAAAAUAUGGAUAGAGAUUUUGAGCAGUAUAUAAAAGCAUGUCAAGUCUGUCAGUGUAGACAAAUCGUACCAAAAGAAAUAGUCGCAACCAAAUGGUUGCAAUGUACGCGUCCGUUUCAAAGAGUGCAUAUAGAUUUUUUCUUUUUUGAAAAUAGUACGUUAUUUAUAAUAGUCGAUAGUUUUUCCAAGUUCAUGGAAGUAAAAAUUAUGAAAAGUACUAAGGCAGAAAAUGUUAUAGAGAUGCUAGAAAUAUUUUUUGCAUAUUUUGGGUUACCAGAGGAAAUCGUGUCAGAUAAUGGUCCUCCAUUUAGUUCAGAAAAGUUUUUGUCGUUCUUAAGAGCAAAAGGUAUAAAAGUGAGUAAGUCCCCGCCGUACCACCCACAGUCAAACGGGUUGGCCGAGAGAGCGGUUAGGACAGUAAAAGAUAGUCUAAAAAAGUAUUUGUUGGAUACAAGAUUAAAACCAUUAAGUCUACAAAGGAAGCUGAAUCACUUUCUAAUCAGUUAUAGAAAUAGUCCAUGUACUGUAACUAAAGUCACGCCGUCGGAGAGAGUAUUUUGCUACGUACCACACACAUUAAUAACAAAAGUAAAUCCUAUAAAAGGACACGAAAGACAAAUCUUAACUAAGGUAGAAUCAAGAAGGCAAGUUCCAAUGAUAACAAAUCAUGAUCAGUAUGAAGAAGAGGAAGAAGUGUAUUACAAAAAUCACUUUAAGGAACAUAUGAGAUGGAUUCCAGCAAUAGUCAAAAAGAAAAUAAGUGGUCUAAGAUACUUAAUAAGUCUGAAUGGAGUAAUACGCAUGGUGCAUAAAAACCAAAUAAGGAAAAAGGAUAGUAGGAUGAGUAAGAAUGUAAUUGUAGUACCAACAAAUGUAAAUAUUUCACAUAAAAGGAAAAGGAGUGAAUCAAGUCCUCCACCGUUAAGACGAUCGAAAAGACUGGAAGGACAACCAAGAUUAAAGUAUCCUAGAUAGAAAGUAAACUUCGUUUAAGGGGGAGAAUGUAGUGUCGUAAGUGUAGGUUAGCGUAUAAGCGUAUAGUGUAAGCGUUAGAUGUAAGUAUAUGUAUGUAUGUAUUAGACUAAGAAUAAAGAGUCAGUCGAUAAAUAGCACUCGAA